CUGGAAUGUUACAAUUGCAAGGUGACACAGACACCCCUGUGGCGUCGUACACUCGAUCGCAAGCAUUCAUUGUGCAACGCUUGUGGUUUGUACUACAAGCAGUAUAAUGGCCACCGCCCUCUCCAUAUCCGCCACAAGCCUUCAGUGAACCAAAAGCCAUCAUCAAAUACAACUCCCUCCAAUGGCCGCAAGUCACUCAUCUUUGACGAUGUGCGUUUCCAAGUGUUGGUUGACCACAUGCGACCCGUCCAGAUGCACGAGUUUUUGAAUAUCCUCGAGAACCGUUGCCAUGUCUUGCGUAAC
Messenger RNA from Lobosporangium transversale, 303 nucleotides. RefSeq lists its product as hypothetical. NCBI's taxonomy places the organism in Eukaryota, Fungi, Mortierellomycota, Mortierellomycetes, Mortierellales, Mortierellaceae. The annotation marks the transcript as partial. Gene Ontology annotation, biological process: negative regulation of transcription by RNA polymerase II; positive regulation of transcription by RNA polymerase II. The transcript has 2 exons. Gene Ontology annotation, molecular function: RNA polymerase II cis-regulatory region sequence-specific DNA binding; zinc ion binding; DNA-binding transcription factor activity, RNA polymerase II-specific. The record is from RefSeq and is a predicted model, not a curated record.